UGUCAGGCUCAAGUUCACAAUUUUCUCAAACAUGACUGUCAAGUUGGCUCCGAAAACCAACGCAGCAAUCGAUAUGAGUUUCGGUGAAGAUUACAGUGCCACGUACGUAGAGCUGAAUACAGUUAUGAAUUUAAGGUGUCCAUGACACUCACAUUUUUCUCUUCAACCGCAAAUCUCAGCAACAGAAAUGGCUUUGAGAGGAGCUGCUGCUGCUUCCAUGGCUUCUGCCUCCUCAUCAUUCAUUGCACGACGAAGAACCCCAAUUUUCCUCUCCAUUCCUCGCUAUUUUAAACUCAAAGCCCAUAAUCCUCCUACGUAUCACGCCAAUUCCCUUCUCGCCAUUCCUAUUUAUCGACCCGGAUUUCAAUGUCAAAUUCGGGCAAUUAGUCAAGCAGCUGCAGAGAUCGAAGUCUCCAAGAGAGAAAGCGAAGAACAAUCACCCGAAGACUGGAAGAUUAAAAUGCUUUAUGAUGGAGAUUGUCCGCUUUGCAUGCGCGAGGUCAAUAUGCUAAGAGAGAGGAAUAAGACCUAUCGAACAAUCAAAUUUGUCGAUAUAAGCUCAGAUGACUACUCUCCGCAGGAGAAUCAAGGCCUGGACUACGAAACUGUUAUGGGCAGAAUUCAUGCUAUUCUCUCAGAUGGAACUGUAGUCACAGAUGUUGAAGCAUUUAGGAGAUUAUAUGAACAAGUUGGUCUUGGUUGGGUUUAUGCCGUUACAAAAUAUGAACCAAUUGCUACAGUUGCUGAUGCAAUAUAUGGUGUGUGGGCUAAAUACCGUCUUCAAAUUACAGGGCGACCACCUAUGGAAGAAAUAUUAAGAACUCGAAGAAAGAAGGGUGAAGCAUGCAAAGACAGCAAUGCUUGCAAGAUGUGAACUUCCAUGAUGGCUAAUUGUGUUGACUAUUUUAUUCACAACUUCUAAAGUUUGGAUUUAUGUGAGCUUGGUUUGAAAAACAAGCCAGCAUAGAUACAUUUCACAGGGAUUCAUGUCUGUUUCAGUGUAUCUAUCAGAAAACUCUUUUAUACAAAUUUUGAUGCGAUGAGCUGAACUGGGAAUGUGUAUAAAUAUAACUUGGGGCAGUGAAUCACCAAGGAAGGUUAUGCAGAAAAGUUCCUUUUGCACGUAAAUACAUAUACACAGAAAGUUUCCCUA
This is a messenger RNA of Prosopis cineraria, 1153 nucleotides long. RefSeq lists its product as uncharacterized. Gene Ontology annotation, molecular function: protein-disulfide reductase activity. The coding region runs from base 188 to 874 and encodes 228 amino acids. The transcript has 8 exons. NCBI's taxonomy places the organism in Eukaryota, Viridiplantae, Streptophyta, Magnoliopsida, Fabales, Fabaceae. The record is from RefSeq and is a predicted model, not a curated record.